AUGCAAGAGAUCAUUGCUGGGCUGGACCAGUUCACCUUCACCUUCGAGAAGGAUGUAGAGAGGCAAAAAGGCACUGGACUCCUGCCUUUCCAGGGCAUGGACAAGUCCGGCUCAGCUGUGUGCAACUUUUUCGCCAAAGGGCUCUGUGAGAAAGGGAAACUCUGCCCUCUCCGGCACAGCCGAGGGGAGAAGAUGGUGGUGUGUAAGCACUGGCUGCGGGGACUGUGUAAGAGGGGCGACCAGUGCAACUUCUUGCACCAGUACGAUGUCACCCGGAUGCCCGAGUGCUACUUCUACUCCAAGUUCGGUGAUUGCAACAACAAGGAGUGUCCCUUCCUCCACCUGAAGCCAGCUUUCAAGACCUGGGACUGUCCUUGGUAUGAUCAAGGCUUCUGCAAGGAUGGUCCCCUGUGCAAACACCGCCAUGUCCGUAAGAUAAUGUGUGCUAACUACUUCGUGGGCUUCUGCCCUGAGGGACCCAAGUGCCAAUUUGCCCACUGCCCUCCCUCUCACGCGAUCUGCUCCAAGUACCCGCCAGUCCCCGGAGAGGCCGCGGCCCAGACCCCCUCCCACCUCCGUAACCUCUGCUUCAGGUAG
Molecule: messenger RNA, 597 nt
Organism: Hyaena hyaena (striped hyena)
Lineage: Eukaryota; Metazoa; Chordata; Mammalia; Carnivora; Hyaenidae
Gene: CPSF4L
Product: cleavage and polyadenylation specific factor 4 like
Exons: 6
Coding region: 1-597 (198 amino acids)
Cellular component (GO): mRNA cleavage and polyadenylation specificity factor complex
Molecular function (GO): RNA binding; metal ion binding
Source: RefSeq, a predicted model, not a curated record